GUUUCAUUUAUUUUUAUGGGCAUCAGAACCCUGGUAUAUUUCUUAAAUAAUCAAUUUCUUUUAGCUUAUGACUAAUAUCGAUACUAUUUUUCAUUAUCACGACAUUUUCAGUAAUAAAUAUUUAAUAAGUAGAGUACAGUGACAUUUGUCAACUUGUUGUUUAGAACCUCCCUCUUUGUUUAUCAGUAGGUUACAAAUCAAAGACUGGUUGGGGUUGUCAUGAGUGAUACUCUGAAUUUUGUUGUCAAUUUAUUCAAAACAGUCGUAACAUAAUGAAGGCUCUCUUAGUUUUUAUUCCAAAUAUUAUUGUGAAACAGUUGCCUGGUUAUUUGAUUGGAUAUUUAAGAGAAGAUAGUACUGUUCGUGGAUCCAUUUAUGUACUUGGAACAGAUGUUGGUAAUAAAGCUCCCAAAUGUCGAACUAAUCAUAUUGUUGGAACCUAUUCCACAGGACAAAAUGAAAUUCCAUCAUAUGACAAGAACCAUCAUUCCGAAGUUUGGAUUUCAAUUAUCUGCUCUAACAAAAAGAUUUAUUUAGAUUCAUGCAUACUAAAUAAUGAAUCAGUAGAUGUAAAAGACUGCCUCUUAAUUGUUUAUGAUAGUCAUAGUCUGUUGCAGUCUGAACUUCUACUUUCGAAUCACAAAAAAUCUAAUGAAAUCAAUCAUUUCAAAAUUAUAGCCAGUGAUUUGCAAUCAAAUAAAGACUAUUCUACCGGAUAUGGUUUUAAUAUCUUUUCUACUAUCAUUGAUGUCGUUUUAAUGCUACUUAGCGUGAUCAAUUUUAUUAUUUCUAUAUGUUCUCAUGUCUUUAAAUAUUCCACAUUAGCAAUGAAUUUUAGAAAUUACUACCAAACCGUAUUGUGGAUCAAAAAUACUUACAGAAAAGUUAGAUUUAUAAAUUUAAAGGUUGGUAAUUCUUUGGUGUCUAUCUUGACCGAUAUGUUAUUAGGCUGGUUAUUGUUUUAUUUUAUAGCAAGAUGGAAAAACUCAGAUGAAAUGUUUGAUUCAAUUUCUAUGUGCACUGAGAAUGUCAUUUCUUCAAUCAGUCACAUUGUUAAAUGGCUUAUGGGAAGUCCUGCUGGUCUGAAACUAAAUCAGCCAUUAAGUAGUUUAUUUGGAUCCUUGGUUCUAUACUAUUUGGAUUUAUGGUGGUCAUUCUUAAGUACGGUUCGACCUGUUUUAGAAAUUUUCUUUCAGAUACUCAUUAGAAUUGGAUUUUUAGGACUGACAUUUCAGCUAGCAGUUUGUGCUGAUAUAUUUGCUAUCAUCUCUUUUCAUGUUUAUUGCAUAUAUGUUUAUGCCGCAAGGCUGUAUGAAAUUCAAGCAAAGGGAUUGUAUUCACUUUCAAGAUUAUUUUUGGGUAAAAAAAGAAAUCCUGAGCCUGGGAAAGUUGAUUCAUACCCAUAUACUACUGAGGAGCUCUUGAUUGGAACCAUAAGUUUUGCUGUUUUACUAUUCCUCUUACCUACCACACUUGUAUACUAUGUUGUUUUUACUGUGAUGCGAGUUGGAGUAAUGUUAAUUAGUGGUAUAUUAAAUAGAACAAUAUAUUUUAUUCAAACAUUACCAGUAUAUGUGUCAUUUUUAUGGUUCUUCUUGCCUGCAUACACAGCAACUACAAUGAAGCUUACUCCUUGCGAAAAGACUUCCACGUUAAAACAUGGAUGUUUGAUUGCCAAAGCAGCAACUUCAUCUUGGAUGGAUACUAUUAAGCUUUGUAAACCAGACAUACUGCCAGCUCCUACUCCUGUGAAAUUUGGAGAAACGACAUGGAAAAUUAUAGUUGGAAAACUUGUUUAGUAACUGUCAAAGAAUUUUCUUCCCAUUAAUGUAUAAUAUAUUUGCCUACAUUGUAUAUUAAACUACUGAAAUUAUUGUUUUGCUAUGUGUAUA
Nezara viridula (southern green stink bug) is the source of this 1892-nucleotide messenger RNA. The record is from the annotation of a GenBank genome assembly. Lineage: Eukaryota; Metazoa; Arthropoda; Insecta; Hemiptera; Pentatomidae.